AAUCAACUUUUUGGAUAUCUUGUCUUACUAAUUUAUCUUCAGGAAACAAGCGAUGACCCUGCUCCUUCGAAAGAGCAAGACACCGUUGCGCGAUAUGUUCGCUUUAACUGCCCAACGAAUUCCACGAUGUUCCAAGGAAAUGAAGUCUACUAUUUUACUGGUUCGAAAGCAGUAGAUACGCUCAUGGAGUCAAAAUAUGGUUCCAAGGCUAAAAACGAAGCUGCAGCAUUGUUCCCAAACAGGCAAGCUGCCGUAAAUUAUAUGCAGACUCUAAUGGAUUUUGAGUUAUUCUUUCGUGCUCGUAAGUUAGUGCCGAAAAAGAAGGAUGAGAAGGACAAAAAGGAGAAAGAUUUGGGCAAAUCAUCUAAGUCUGAAAAAGGAGAAAAGAAGAAGAAGGAAGAGGAGACCGUGACAGAAACUGAGGCGGAGGAUAAGAAAGAGGAGAAAAAACCAAAAAAUUCUAAAGCAAGUUCAGAUCUUGCACAACCAAGUGUUCGCAUUUUACAGGAAGAUGAGGAGAAAAAGAAGAAGAAGAAAGUUAAAUUGGAAAUACACGAUGUGCAGGUCUUCAAUGAUGAUAAAGAUGUAUAUGUGUGGGUAUUUGACCCUACUCCUCUCUACAAAAAAGUGAUAGGUCUUCUGAUGGUUCUCGGUACUAUUGUGGGAUGUUUAUUCCCUCUUUGGCCGGUCUGGCUCCGACAGGGUGUUUACUAUCUAUCGCUAGCUGGUAUAGGACUUUUCGGACUUAUUGUAGUGGUCGCGAUUCUACGUACUAUCCUAUUUGGAGUAAUUUGGCUUGCUACAAUGGGACAACAUAAGCUUUGGAUUCUUCCUAAUUUGACAGAGGUAUGUGGUUGUAUAAUUGGUUGUUCGCACAUGAUUUCUUCUUGUUUAUUCACACCUCCGUACCUGGCCAUAAGAUGA
Messenger RNA from Strongylus vulgaris, 924 nucleotides. The record is from the annotation of a GenBank genome assembly. Lineage: Eukaryota; Metazoa; Nematoda; Chromadorea; Rhabditida; Strongylidae.